GUCAAAAAAGUUUACAUUUGUGAUCACUGGUGAAAUGGUGAAAUGAAAAUAAAAAUUUAUAGUGAAAUUUUUCUUAUCGAUUAAACUAGUUACUACUUACUAGUAUUUUUGAUAGUUGUGAUCUCAAGUGAUAAAAUUUUCCUAGUUUUAGUUUAUAACGGUAAUAAAUUUGAUCUGAAGAGUUACUUGUUAGAAGAAUAUCAUGACGGUCUGAAUUGAUUUGAAUCACAAUGAAAGUUCAAUUGAUUGAAAUUUAGUGAAGUUUAUGGAUAAGUUACUUAUUUGUGCUUGUGGCUCCGCGUAGAGAUGGCUGAUAGCGGACCCUUUGUAGCAAAGCCGGCUAGGGGUUGGCUUCACCCUGAUUCUGUUUUGGCCAGCGAUGGUAUAACAUACGCAGUGCGGUACAUAGGGUGUAUGGAGGUGUUAACGUCUAUGAAGAAAUUAGACUUCGAAACUCGCUCUCAAGUAGCCAAAGAAUGUAUUGCUAGAGUAUGUGCAGCUGCAGGAUUAAGGUCAGCUGAUAAAAAACGUCGCAUUAGUCAGGCAGCAUCUUGUGCUCUUGCUGCAAAGCCUCGAAUGGCUCAUUCAGGUUCAAAUGUUGCGUUAACCGUAUCUUCAAGAGCAAUCACAUUGGCCGCCCUAGAGGGAGGUGAAACUAUUGCCCGACAUGAUAUGCCUCGAGUUUCAUUUGCCUCUGGUGGUGAUCAAGACUCACUAGACUUUGUAGCAUAUGUGGCUAAAUCUGUACCCCCCACUGAGUGGCGUGCUUGUUAUGUACUGGAGUGUGGAGGUCGGCUGGCUCAGGAUGUCAUAGCUACUAUAGGACAAGCAUUUGAGUUGCGCUUUAAGGAAUUUCUUACAAAGCCUACUUCGUUGAAUAUAAAUGGUUCGUCUCACGCGACCUCAGCAGAGGUUCCUCUAGAAGAUCGUGAGUACUACAAUGACAUGCCGGACAAAAUCCCACCGGAGCCGGCGCCGCCUGCCGCGCCCAUCUCUCACCAUCGACAUCCACCACCGCCGCCAUUGGCUUCUCUACCACCUAUAUCUUCUUGUGAGGAAAGUGUCCGUCAGUACGUGAACCAGACGCCCCCACCCCGCACUCCCCCCACCGCAUUGCUACCCAACCAUCAUACAGACAUAUUUGAUAUGCAGCCCUUCACAGCAGCCCCUUUGACGUCAUCGUCGACAUCUCCCGGUACUUCGCCGGCGGGGGCAGAGGCCGAGCCUCUAGGGCCGAGCGCACAGGCUGCUCUACUCGCUAGGGAACCGUGGUUCCAUGGUGCUAUCUCAAGGAGUGCUGCCGAAAAGUUGGUGGUAGAAGAUGGCGAAUUCCUAGUGCGAGAGUCGAGCGCGUGCCCCGGUCAGUUUGUCUUAACGGGAUCUCGACGCGGACAUCACAAACAUUUGCUGCUUGUCGACCCUAAUGGAGUGGUUCGAACGAAGGACCGAGUUUUCGAGAGCGUGCCUCACCUCAUCAAAUACCACUGUACCAACGAGCUGCCGAUUGUGUCUGCUGACUCUGCACUUUUGCUUCGGAAACCUGUUAUGAGAUCCUGAUUGCCGGACACGCAUUACGGACACACGUAUUGAAACGGACAAUUGUUAAGUGUUAAAACUGGACUGUUAACUGCAAGAUUUUAACCUAUAUAUGUUAGAAGUAAAGAAAAUGUUUUGAAGAAAAGUUGAGGGUAGUUGAGAAUAUGUUGACUUUGAGAGGGUAGUUUAAAAUCGAAUAUCUAAAGAGUUGUAAAAUGUCUUAGCUUAAAUAAUUAAAUUUUCCAUCACAUUUGAAAAUCACGAUUCAUCGACAAUUUUAAGUCAAAUACAAGUUUUGACAGCUCCCGAUACUGCUUUAAUCUCGAUUGAUGUUUGAAUACUGGCCUAGUGCCAAGUAAUACUUGAUAUUUAAAUUAGGACCCAAAGUCCUAUUAACUACAUGUACUAUAAAAGUACAAUUUUUGUUUCCAUGGUUACAAAUUUCAAAGGAAUAUAUGCACCCGGUUACCAUGGCGACAAUUACUAUUAGUCCAAUUAAAAAGCUGUAACAGUUUACCAACUAGUUUGUGUAAUCUUAAAAAACGAUUCAUAGAUUUUUUUCAA
Pieris napi is the source of this 2100-nucleotide messenger RNA. It is a transcript of the gene Shc, whose product is annotated as SHC-transforming protein 1. The transcript has 9 exons. Gene Ontology annotation, cellular component: plasma membrane. The record is from RefSeq and is a predicted model, not a curated record. Lineage: Eukaryota; Metazoa; Arthropoda; Insecta; Lepidoptera; Pieridae. The coding region runs from base 307 to 1557 and encodes 416 amino acids. Gene Ontology annotation, biological process: intracellular signal transduction; cell surface receptor protein tyrosine kinase signaling pathway. Gene Ontology annotation, molecular function: receptor tyrosine kinase binding.